This is a messenger RNA of Parus major (Great Tit), 9689 nucleotides long. It is a transcript of the gene PTBP3, whose product is annotated as polypyrimidine tract binding protein 3. The transcript has 16 exons. Gene Ontology annotation, molecular function: mRNA binding. The coding region runs from base 456 to 2006 and encodes 516 amino acids. NCBI's taxonomy places the organism in Eukaryota, Metazoa, Chordata, Aves, Passeriformes, Paridae. The record is from RefSeq and is a predicted model, not a curated record. Gene Ontology annotation, biological process: mRNA processing; regulation of RNA splicing. Gene Ontology annotation, cellular component: nucleus.
AGGGGCGGGCGGCGGCCACUGGCCGCGGGGAGCCCCUCGACAGUUCCACCUGGUGCCUCCUGGAGCGGGGCGGUGACCGGCACAUCCCGACUCCUUCUUCCUCGGAGCAGCGGGGGUGGAGAGAUAGGGGCUGGGGGAGGUCCUCUCCGCCCCCGUCGGAGGGAGCGGAGUGGAGCGAGGGGAAAGCAUGUGAAAAUUGUGCCUAUUUCUUCAGGUCUGUGGACGUGAGUUUUACAUUGGCGUUAGAGGCAGCAUUUUUGACACACUUUGCAGAGUGGUUAUCUGUCCUUUCCCAAAACACAAUCAAUGUUGGAGUAAUUCGGUGCACAGUUUAUGACCUUGGAUAUGGUGGAAGCUGCAGUGCAAAACUUAGUUUCUGUGGAGAAAACUUCUAAAACUCAAAAGCAGUGUGGUCCUGACAAGCUUCUUCUGGUGUCAGUAACAGACCUUUUACCAUGAGCAAUUCUACUCCAACUACAGAUAAUGAGAAGAAGAAGAGUAAAGGAAACAAAUCGCCAUGUUCCCCUUCGCGUGUCCUUCAUAUUCGUCAAAUUCCAAGUGGUGUUACUGGAGCAGAAGUUGUUUCAUUAGGUCUCCCUUUUGGCAAAGUAACCAAUCUCUUGAUGCUACGAGGAAAAGGACAGGCAUUUUUGGAAAUGGCUUCUGUAGAUGCUGCUGUUUCUAUGGUGAACUACUACACUCCUGCCCCACCUCAUCUCCACAAUCAGACAGUUUAUAUUCAGUAUUCCAAUUACAAGGAACUUCGGACUAACAAUCAACAUCAUCAGGCUAGAUCUCAAGCUGCAUUGCAAGGUGUGAAUGCUGUGCAGCAUGGAAACCUGGGUAUCACAAGUGCUCUUGCUGCUGAAGGUGGGGUCCUUCCGAGUCAUGGUUCUGUUCUUCGAAUCGUUGUUGAAAAUGUUUUUUACCCUGUCACUUUAGACAUCCUGUAUCAGAUUUUCUCUAAAUUUGGCUUUGUCUUGAAGAUUGUCAUGUUCCACAAGAACAAUCAGUUUCAAGUUCUGCUCCAAUUUGCUGAUGCAACGAAUGCAUAUCAUGCCAAAAUGUCUCUGGAUGGCCAUAGUAUCUACAGUGGGUGCUGCACUCUGCGUAUUGAUUUCUCCAAGUUAACCAACCUAACAGUGAAGUACAACAAUGACAAAAGUAGAGAUUUCACUCGUAUUGACCUUCCUUUUGGUGAUGGCCAACGAACCAUAGAAACGUCCUUAUCUACUCCCUUUGCCACCCAAAAUACCAUCUUUCCGUCAUAUACAGGACCUCCUGGGUUUGCCCCAGCCUUAGGCUUUCCUCAGGGAGCAGGUCCUUCUGUUCUGCCUGUUCCUGGAGCACUUGGUCCUCCCACGGUCACCACAUCAGCAGCACCUGGACACAUGAAUGUUCCUGGUGUUCCAGGAAACUCUGUUUUACUAGUCAGCAACCUCAACCCUGAAGCCAUCACACCUUAUGGACUUUUCAUCCUAUUUGGUGUGUAUGGUGAUGUGCAUCGUGUGAAGAUCAUGUUUAAGAAAAGAGGAAUUGCUUUGGUUCAGAUGGCAGAUGCAAGCCAGGCUCAAUUAGCUAUCACCUACUUGAAUGGACAGAGGCUUUAUGGAAGGGUCAUGCAUGCUACUCUUUCAAAAUAUCAGACAAUUCAACUUCCUCGUGAGGGACAAGAGGACAAAGGUCUGACAAAGGACUAUAGCAACAGCCCUUUACAUCGCUUUAAGAAUCCCUGCUCUAAGAACUUCCAAAAUAUCUUUCCUCCAUCUGCCACCCUGCAUCUCUCCAACAUCCCGACUUCUGUCACUGUUGAUGAUUUGAAGAACCUUUUUACAAGUAAAGGAUCUACUGUGAAAGGCUUCAAAUUUUUCCAGAACGAUUGCAAAAUGGCUCUUAUCCAGCUGGGCUCUGUGGAAGAAGCAGUUCAUGCUCUCAUUGAGCUUCACAAUCAUGACUUUGGAGAAAACCAACAUCUCAAAGUUUCCUUCUCAGAAUCUUCAAUCUGAAUUUUCUGUGAAUUUUCCCUUUAAGGCUGCAUAACAGUUUUAGUAAAAUCUUCAAGUAGAGACUGAGGCAGCUGUGACUGCUCUGUCUCUUCAAAGAAAAACCUUAUUCAUACAUAAAGAAUUAAGUGAUGAUUUUUUUCUGAUUUUAGCUGCAAGUAUGUCAUCCAUAGAGUAUUCUGUGAAAUAGUUCUAGCAACAAUAUUUAUCAUCAAAUUUCCUACUUAUAAUUUUAUUUUGAGAACAUCCUUUCAGCUUUUGUUGAAAUCAGCCCUACAAAACAAUUUAGUGCUUUCACAAUGUUCCAAAUGAGUAUGUUUAAUGAAAAGGUAAAUCUACUCUGUGCAGAUUAAACACUAAUUUGAAUGUGAAAUAGUGCUUGGGUUUCUUGAAGAAAAACAAACUGUGACUGUGAGUAUCCUAGAAAUAGUAUUUAUGUUACCAGGGUGUGUGUUCAUACUUUGGCGAAUCUUUACAAAUAACUUGUUUAUAAAAAUAAAAAGUCUGUGCUGUUCUUGUAGAUUAAGUUAUUAGAGAAAAGGCAGUGCCUUCUCUCCGGGGAAUAAAAGGUAUUUGGCAAGUUUCUUCAAGGUGUGGUAUUGGAGAAUUAGAUUGACUUGACUGUUGGUUGGAAGUCUGAUGUCCUAUUUCUACUAUGAAGGGAUGUGUAGCAGUACCUUGGAGAAAAUAAAACAAGAAAAUGGUCUUGAUUUAAAAUAAUUUUUUACAUUUCUCUAAUUAAUUAAAUGUUUGCAAUCUUAUGGAAAAUAUUCAGGUCUAUGAUGGUUUCUCAAGUUUUUAAGAAGUUAUUUUGCUAAGGUCAUCUUUCAGGGCAGAAAAAUUAAAUCUCAAGGUUUUUUACCACUCUGAAGUCUAAUACUUAAAUUACUUGUAUUUACCUAAUUUUUUAUUAUGUGCCUUACUAUGUGUGUAUGAAACAAUAGAUUAGAGUGUUAUCUGAAGAAUCUUGCAAAAAUAUUAUGGGCUUUGUGAAAAUUCUUCUCUUGGUCUUUUGAAAAUCUUUUCCAUGAUACUUCAAGAUAUAUUUUUUCAUUAAUUAAUACUUUGAAUUCUAGUUUAUUGUGCUUUCUUACUGAGAUUGGCUAUAGAUGGGAAUGAGGUUUAAUUUGUUGUGAAAUCACAUAGGGAUUCUUUAAACUUACCUAGUUGCACUUCUCUGCUUGUAGUUCUUCACUGAUAAAAAAUUCAUACCCAGAAAAGAUACACUAAAAAAACAAACAAACCUAUAUAGGAAGGCCAAACAGCAAAUCCAGUUAAUUUUCUGGAGUUCAUCUGACUUUGAGAGACACUGGCUGUAUCAGAAUAUUCUCUUGGGUUUCUGCAUUUCUUUAUUUUUAAUACUCGAAAGUGUUAAAGUAAUAGAAUGCUAUCAUUCUUUCCUUUGUAAGUAUGAAAAAAAUGUUUGAUACUGAAUCUUCAUUUCUCUUUGGGGAAUGAGCUGAGAUGCAGUUAGGUUUUGCCAUGAGUGAACAGAUGAAUACUAAUGACUUCUGAUCAUAUUUUAAAAAGCUGAAUUUAAUUUUAAGCUUUUUUUCCCUAGUGUUUUCUUUCACAUAGAUUAAUUGAAAAUUAAUUUAAUUUUACUUUUCCACAUUUUGAAGAUCGAUUUCUUUCAAGCAUGGAAUAUAUUUACUUCUAACUAUUGCAGAAUUAGUUUCUGCUGUAAUGUUUUGCCACUCAUAACUGUUUUUGUUCAUCUAAAUUGUAUGAUUUUCUUUCUAGAAGAAAGAGUAUGUUUGUACCAUGAUCUAAGUAUUCACUAGUGAACUUUCUCAAAUUUUCCCUCUGAAUUAUUUUUUGCAAAAAUCAGUCUAAUAGUAGCUUGCCAGAUACUAUCUUGAUGUACGUAAAUUGGUUACAGGUGUAGUGUCAAGGAAACUUCCCAGUCCGACCAUCCAGGAGCCACUCUGGUGGUCACUCUUGCACCACCUGAGUUGGGGCUGAGGUGCCUUCCCAGCUACAGCCCCUACAUUCCCACUGUCAGAGCAGGUUUCCUCACUGGCUGGACCCCAGUUUCCUAUAGCAGAGUCUCAGUCUCCUGAUCCUUAAAAUAAUUUCAUCACACUGCAGUAACAAACAAACAGCUCGAGCUGGUCCCUCUCAGGAGGGACCUGGAACAAAGGAACCCCUGGGCUUUUAUCCCCUCACCAGUCUAGGCAGGGGAAGGUCUGGGGCCAUCGGCUCCUGCCGCGUCUCAGCAUCCGCUCCCCUGGCUGGGCCACGGGUCCCCGGGCCCCUGUUGUGCCGAGGGUCGGCUCUCCACGGCCUCUGUGCCUGAGCUCCACCAGCCAGAGCUCAGCCUGCAGCUCCCACUGCAGCUGCACCCCGAGCUACCUCCGUGACCAUGUUCCUUAACAGUAGCAGCCAGUCUGACUGCACAGAUGUAGCUAUAAUAAGUGCUGUACAACACAACUAGACAAAUAUGCAGAAUGUACUAUGUACUGCAAAGUUCAACUGGCUUGGGAAUAAUAUUCCCUUAAGGGAUGUUAUCUUUUGGAUAUCACAGAAUCAUGGAAUGGUCCACCACUCAGUCUGUCCAGGUCCUUCUGGAUGGUAUCCUUUCCAUCCAGGUGUGUUGACUGAACAACACAGCUUGGUGUUGUCAGUGAACUUGCAGAGGGCACAGUUGAUUCCACUGUCCAUGUCACCAACAAGGAUGUUUAUGAGCUACCAGUCCUUAUCCUUACAGAACCCUGCUCAUUAUUGGUCUCCACGUGGACAUCAAGCUGUUGACCACAAGUCUUUGAAUGUGGCCAUCCAGCUAGAGGUCCACCCAUCAAAUCCAUGUCUCCAGUUGAGACACAAGGAAGUUUUGUGGUUAGACAAAGAAGUGUUGUGCAAAGUCAUACAUUGCACAAGUCCUGAUAGAUGACAUCAGUUGCUCUCUUCUUAACCCCCAUUGCUGUAACUCUGUUGUAGAAGGCCAUUAAAUCUGUGAGGCAUGAUUUGCCUUCAGUGAAGCCAUCUACUUCAUAAUCUUACUGGGAGCCAAGGUGGGACUUCCAGACUUACAGUUCCCUAGGUCUUUCUUAUUUGCCUUUUUACAAAUGUAGGCUAUAUUUCCUCUUUUCAAGUGAAGCUUUAGCUUUCACAGUUUCAUAAACUUGUGCUGCUCAGAAAACCUCCUUUCCUCCCAGGCUACUUGUUGUUACAUCCAUCCUCUGUAGCCUUUCUUUUAGUGUUUGAGUCCAUCCAGGAGUUCCUUUUUCAUCUAAGGCCAUCCUGGCAUUUUUGCCUGAUUUCCUCUUUGUUGAGAUAAUCACUACUGAGCUUGGAGAAGGUGAUCCUUGAAUACCAACCAGCUUUGUUGGUCCCUCUUCCCUCCAGGGUUUUAUUCCAUGGUACUUCUAUGAGGCAGAUUCCUGAGGAGACCAAAGUCUGCUGUCCUGAAGUUUAUGGUAAUGAGCUUUCUGUGAACUUUCCUUGCUGCCCUGAGGAUCUCAGACUUCAUUUUGUGGUCCUUGCGUCUGCCCUCGAGUUUCACAUUCCCCACCAGCCCCUCCUAGUUGGGAGAAGAAGGUCCAGCAUAGUACCUCUUCUCCUUGCCUCCUCUUAUCACUUGAAGAAGGAAGUUAUCAUCAGUGCAUUCCAGGAAGCUUCUGGAUUGUUUAUGUGCUGCUGUGUUGACAGAUAUUAGGGUGGUUGAAAUUCCCCAUGAGGAGCAAGGUUUGUGUAUGUGAGGCUGCUCCUUUCUGUUUGUAAGGGGAUUCAUCUUUUCUGUCUUCCUGGUCAGACAAUCUGUAGCAGCCCCCACUAUAAAGUCACCUCUCCCUUGCCUGCCUUUAAUGACAGACCCAUUAAGUCUCUGUCAGCUUCAUCCACUCACAGGUAAAGCUGUAUGAUCUCCAGCUGGUCACUGACAUAGAGGGCAACACCACCUCCUUGUCUACCCUUCCAGUCUUUCCUGAAGAGCCUGUAUCCUUCCAUUCCAACUCUCCACUCUUUGGAGCCAUCCCACUAUGUGUCCAUGACGUACCAAUGAAGUCACAGGCAUGCCUACGUCACUAACUGUUCUUUGCUAUUACAUAGAGACUUUGGAUUUGAGACCCUAAUGAAGCUGACUUACUGGCUGGAGUAGCUGGAAAUCCUUUGUGUUGUUCUGGUGCUUUUCUGCUGACCUGUGAUCUCUCUUCAGGCGCUGGGCAUCUCUUGCUGGCACUGGCACCAAAUUGAUAGGAGUGGGAUGGACUGAGGUUUCCUUCCCCCUGGCAUCUUUAGUUUAAAGCCCUUCUCACCUUGGCAAAGUGAGAAAUUUAGUUGAAAGCCCUUCAGCAUGGCAAGCCUGUGGCAGAAGAUGCUCUUCCCCUUUUCUGACAGAUGGACCCCAUCAGCCCUCAGUAGACCCAGUUUCUGAAAGCAAGUCCCAUGGUCAAAGCAGCCAAACCCUUGGCUGGAACACAGUCCCAGAAGCAUUUGUUGAUUCACUAGAUUUGGCUGGCCUUUUCAAACACCCUUCCUUUGACUCUGAUCAUUGAUGAGAAGACUGCCUGCACAAUCUUAAAGAUUUUUAACUUAGGAAAAAUCUUUAAGUGGGUAUUUAUUAUGUUUGCUUUUUGGUGUUGUGAUACAAGUGUCAUGUAUGUUUUUUGAUUUACCUUUAUUGUUCUAUUUUUGUAACCAAAUUAUUCUUGUCAACAUGCUUUCAGAUUUGUGCAUAUCUGAAAGAUGCUGCCUCUUAGGAAGAUCUUCUUUCACAAGAUAUGCAGAUAAGCUUUGAAACAUGACAGUACCUCUUAACAUUUGCUCAGCAGCAUAAGACACUAGUUAAGGCUACUUUUUCCCCUUUAGUGUUCCAAUUUGAAUAAUUGAAAAUACAAACAUAACACCUUAGUUAUUACAGUACAUUGUUAGUGAAGAAUUGUGGCUGAAGGAAUAUUUUUUUAUACUUUGUGCUUCACACAUUAGUGCCUGGUGAAAAAGUACAGUUGCAUCUCAGUUCUUUAUUCCCUAAAGCCUAUGAUAGCAGAUCCCUUGAUACCUGUGAAAAGAGCAAAAUUUGGGAAUGAUACUAUUCUACAGAGUCUUACGGUGAUGUUAAUGGAAAGGAACCUCCAAAGGCCUUAGUCCUACCUUUCAGUCAGAUUAUAGAAAACUUUAAGCAGUUACUCUAAGAAUUGUCCAUGUAAAUUAAAAAAAAAAAAUAAAAAUUGAAUGAAUUCACUGUUCUUUGGCAAUCCUCACUGUGAAUUUGCUUCCUUACUAUGUAACUAGGCUUUAAACAUACUGCAUUCUAUGUCUUUGCCUUUUUCCCUGUUAAAUGUGUAACUGUGAAGAGGAUUCUGGCUUCAUCUUCUCUCUACUGUGGCCUUAAGUUGUUAAAGAUAGGUUUAUAAUUUCUUUGACAUAUAUUCUUAAUUUCUGUUUGUGAAGUAUCUGGUAAUGUGCACAAUGUAAAUUGGAAUUUGGGCACGUGGUGUGAUUCUUUGGGACUGUCUUGUGCAGGGCCAGGGGUUGGACUGUAUUAUCCUUGUGGGUCCCUUCCGCUUCUUAAUAUUUUAUGAUUCUGUGACUGUAUGGUUAUGCCUCUGUAUAUGUCAUGUCCUUGCAUCAACUCUGAGUUACCUCCUAGUCCAUUUUUUUUGAUGGACACUUUGUUCAACAUGUAAUAAGGCCUUUUUAACAACCCAGGAGCAGCUAAGUGCCUUUUCAAAUGAUUUGUUGUAUAAUGGUAGAACUUUUGCUUCUUUGAAAUUCUGCAGAACUCUUAAAACAUCAGAAUCAAUUUCUGAAACUUUGACUCAUAAUUUGACUCAGUUGCCUUGUCUGCUGGUCCUGUAAGUUGCACUGGUUUUGUGUACUGAUAAAUUGAGGUCCUUUUUAUUCAGAAGAUAUUCCACGUAUCUGUGGAGACUUGCCUAUCUGUGACAUUUUCUGAUUAUUUGUAUGCCAAGAAAACUUAGUCUUUGUGGAUAGUACUGUCAGUGAAGUCUGUCUGAUCAAUUAUCUUGCCCUUCUCUGAUUUAUGACAGUGGGAAAGUGCUAAGUUGGGUUUUUUUAUAAGAGAUAUAGAGCUACUACUUGCCAUUUUGUGCUGUUAGCUUAUACUUUUGUUUUUCAAAUAAGAGGUCAGCUGCCUACAACAAGCAUUGUUUUGCCUUAACCUUUGGCGCUGAUAUGUUGUUAGCUGGAACAUAGCUACCAGACUUAGUCUUGUUACUGUUGUGCUGAAAUGAUACUAGUCAGAUUGCACAGAAUUUUUUCUUUAAAUUAACUUUAUCUUCUGCCUUCUGAAGUUUGGUUGUUAUAUACAAGAUUGUUUGCCUGCUUUUUUUCAAAGCAAAUCCUAACAGUUAGAGUAUAAAAUUUCUGAAGUAUUGAACUUCAGAGUUUUAUUGAUGGGGGAUGUGAUAUAGGAACAAAAUUGGACCAAAGUUUUUGUGCCUUCAGUAGUUUUAUAUGUAGGGUUUUUCAUAUCUGUAGGUGUCUUAAGUAUAAUAAACACAUUUUUCCCCUCUGGAAAAUGUAUAUUUAUAUUGUGAAAAAUUAAUAUUGUCUACUGACUAUACAAGAAGUGAACUACAGCUGUUUCAAUACAGAUUUAGUUAUUCUACUGUCUUUCCCAUUACAGUUUUUUCUUUUGUACUGCAAUAUGUAGGAAUCCAAGCAUAACUCGUGUUAUUUCCAACUUCACAUAAUGACAUUGUGCUUGGAGCAGUCCCAAAGAAAUUAAAUGCUUACAUAAUUGAAGGUACUUGAUAAAUGAAGAAAGCUUUUACUUUAGCAGGUUAAUGUCAUCACUGUAAGCAGAUUUUCAGUUCUUGGGAGCUCUGCUUUAUUUAUGAAUGGGAAGCUACCACACAUAAAUGUGAUUUGAAGCACUUUUCAAUUCUUCUUGAAUAUGUCACCCACUUUGUGCAGAAGUUUACCACAGAACUGCAGCAGCACAAAAAUCUGCUAACCAAGCAGAUUUUUGCAUCAGAAUGUCACUUCACUCUCUGACCAAAGACUGUUCUGGUUUUACUGAGAUGUAUGAAAACCUGUUUUCUCUCACACUCUUUUCUGAUGGGAAGACCCAAUGCAAAGUUUGAGGCCUCUGUUUGAGACUAUUACUGGUGAUAGAAACAGUGGGAAAUGAUAUAGUAAUGUGAACCAAAUGGUGUGAGAGAAGGCAAAAAGUUAGUAUGUUGCUUUUAGUACUGUACUCAACACAGUAAGCAUCUCUAAAAAUUGCUGUCAUUCCCUCAUUUCACGUGAUCUGUUCAUAAAAGUAUACUUUCAGUUUAUAACAUGUUCCUCUAACACAAGAAAAUACUGUAAAUAUUUGUAACAUCAUGUUUUGUUUUGUUUUUGUUUUUUUUAAAUCUGGCAAAAGAGUGCUUGGGGAAACAAAUGGAAAUGUAAAAUGUUUUUAUAUAAAAAGAUUGUCUGUAUAUUUUAAUAAGCAAAAGCUUUCAUUUGUAAAGCAUCUUGUGGCAUUGCAUGAAAAGUAUUCCCUAUCUGUGGAGAUUACUUAAAACUGAAAGAAGAUAUAAGAUGUAUUAAAGAAACCUAUUUUGUGACUGUGUAGUGCAUGAUGAAUUUGAUUUUGUUUGUGCAGUAAUAUAUUCUGGUUUUUUAGGUUAGUGUGUUUUCUGAUUAUGUGAUAUCUAUACCUAACUAAUUUCCUAACUCUACUUGUUGUAGCAUGUCUUUUAAUAAAUGUAAUUUUGGCUGUACUCUCUGAAA